UCUUGAUUCACGAAUGUUUACCCGCCUCUUGGCUUUUUUCAAAAUUAGGAGCAGAGCACUGAGCACGCAAGUGUCGAUUUUCAGAAUGCCAAAUGAUAGAGAACCGAUGGAAGGAGGAGGUAGCUCGGAGAUGGAGUUCGCCGACCUCGAAGUUGCGGCGGACUCUAUCGACGCCUCUGUGAUGUUUCAUCUCGUUAUGGACAUCCUAGGGUUUGUUCUUUACAUGCACCAACAGAUCCCUUCGAUCUUACAAGAUGUCAAUCUUGAGUUUGAUGCACUGCAUACAGAGUAUAAAGAUCUGGAGGUAGUUCUUGCAGAGACAGAAAUGAAAGCGUCUCAACGAAGAGUUCAAAAUGGAAGAAAGAGAGAAGUGAAACAUGGCAUAAAAAGGCUCCAAAAGCUGAUGAACAAUAUCAGUAAUGCCCAAACUGCCCUCAAACUGGUAUUCAGUGAGAUCCCACAUGUUGAGGCUGUCAUUUUGGUUCUUGGAGGUAGUCCUGCUCGACCUCAACAUGUAUAUGAGCUCUGCUUUUCACAUGGACAGGAUACCCCCCUCUCUGAUGCUUGUGAUUUUACCAAAACUAAAGCAGCAGAAGGGAUUUCUAGAAAGGCCAUCAGGACACUUGUAUCCAGAGGUGCUGGAUCUGCUUCUUAUGGAGGCCCUUCCAAGUUGUUCCUGUUGGUCAAAGCUCAUUCUUCUUUCAAUAUGCCUCUGCAUUUUCUACCCAAACGUGACUUUAGAUACAAUAAAAAGGUAGUGCCUAUGAGAUUAAGAAUCAAGUGUAGAAACCAAGAUUAUGAGAUUCCUGCUCUAAGUUCUGACCCUCAACCUGCAGACUCUAAUAAUAUGAUGCCUUCUACUUCAAAUGAUUACAUCUGGUUUCAAUGUCGGCAUGUUAUCAAGGGUUUGGUUUGCAAGACAUCACCAGAAGAAUGAACAUUAUGAUUUAUGAUAUGACAGAGGUUGAUGUUGCCCACAUUCUAAACAAAAGCAAACUUACUUCAAGAAACAUGACAUGGAACUAACAAAAGCAAUCAAUUCAUUCAACUUCAAAACCACUGUUGUUGGGGUUGUUCUGAAGCUGAAGAACAACAGGUUUAGUAUUCAUCAUAUGUCUAAAUCAGUAAAUUGUAGCAUGAUAUGAUCUCCAUAACCAUUUGGCAUCUUUGCUUAUAUCUUUCAAAGUGUAGACUUAUUUCAUGGUAAAAACAAUGCAUGGAUAUGCAUAAAUUGAUGG
This is a messenger RNA of Lactuca virosa, 1238 nucleotides long. The record is from the annotation of a GenBank genome assembly. NCBI's taxonomy places the organism in Eukaryota, Viridiplantae, Streptophyta, Magnoliopsida, Asterales, Asteraceae.